GACGCCAUUGGCACUGGCCGGAAGCACGAAGAUGGCGUACCAGAGCCUUCAGCAGGAGUACCUGCAGAUCCCGCUUGUCACCCGGGCUUACACCACCGCCUGCGUGCUCACCACCGCCGCCGUGCAAUUAGAAAUAAUCACACCAUUCCAGUUGUACUUCAAUCCCGAGUUAAUAUUUAAGCACUAUCAAGUUUGGCGAUUAAUUACAAAUUUCCUGUUUUUUGGUACAGUGGGAUUUAAUUUUUUGUUUAAUAUGAUCUUUUUAAGGUACCGGUAUUGUCGAAUGCUGGAAGAAGGAUCGUUCAGGGGUCGCACUGCAGAUUUUGUCUUUAUGUUCCUUUUCGAUGGAUUUUUGAUGACUGUUUUUGGCCUGUUUGUCAAUCUGGUGUUCCUGGGCCAAGCCUUCACCAUUAUGUUAGUGUAUAUUUGGAGCAGGAGGAAUCCUUAUGUGAGGUUGAACUUUUUUGGGCUCCUUAAUUUUCAGGCUCCUUUUCUGCCCUGGGUACUAAUGGGCUUCUCAUUAUUACUUGGAAAUUCAAUCAUAGUGGAUUUGCUAGGAAUUGCUGUGGGCCACAUAUAUUAUUUUUUGGAAGAUGUAUUUCCAAAUCAACCUGGAGGAGGACGGCUGCUCAGGACUCCAAGCAUUUUGAAAGCUAUUUUUGAUAUUCCUGAAGAGGAUCCCAACUACAACCCACUGCCUGAGGACCGGCCUGGGGGCUUCAACUGGGGCGAGGGGCACUGACUUGGAGGCUAGCCAUGAACAACUGCCAGCCGCACACUCUCUUUACAACCUCGGAGGACAUACCUGUUCUCUUUUGCCUCUGACUGCUUGCCAUGGUUCAUUUCCAAAUAUACAACUUUGCAGAUUGCCAAUGACCAUCUAUCAGCACCUCCUGUGUGAUGGAUACCUGCCUUUUUCAAAGGUGUAUUACAAUUGGCCAUCAGUGCCUAUGCCUAUUAUACUGGAAUAGCUGAUACUUUCAAUGAGGUCUGCGCCAUGGAACUGGACAUCUGCGAUUCUCAUGAAUUGUUCUGCAGAAGAUCAAAUAUCUGAGGUUACAGUCAAAUGUGUGGCCAUAAUUUUUAUAUAAUUUUUUUAUCAACAGCCUCUGACUGGUGUCAGACUUGGCUACUGUAAGUAUUCUUUGGCAAUGAAAUCGGAAUUCAACCAUCAAACUCACUGAUUCUUGACAUUAAAUUACUGAAUAAAAAGCCAACUGAUGGAGCAUUUGGUCUGUAUUAACACAGUA
Leucoraja erinaceus (little skate) is the source of this 1250-nucleotide messenger RNA. RefSeq names its product derlin 2 (gene derl2). Gene Ontology annotation, molecular function: misfolded protein binding; ubiquitin-specific protease binding. Lineage: Eukaryota; Metazoa; Chordata; Chondrichthyes; Rajiformes; Rajidae. The transcript is spliced from 7 exons. The coding region runs from base 32 to 742 and encodes 236 amino acids. Gene Ontology annotation, biological process: endoplasmic reticulum unfolded protein response. Gene Ontology annotation, cellular component: Hrd1p ubiquitin ligase ERAD-L complex; endoplasmic reticulum membrane. The record is from RefSeq and is a predicted model, not a curated record.